UCCUCGUCCCCCACAGACCACCACCAAUCUCUUAUCCACUUCAAUAUCUUGACAACUUCGCUCCAUUGCUCUCUGUUCAAUCGCUCUAUCGCCCAUCAUGGCGCGCCGCUCGGCUCGGCUCUUGAAGCAACGCUCGCCAACUCCGGCAGACAACGUCGAUGACAGUUGGCAGACAGCCUCGCCUGAACCCCAACGUCUCCCUUCAGUUCUCGAAAGCGAGGAGCCUGCCAUGAAAACUCCCAAGAAGGCCGCGAAGAAGAAUGUUGACGCGACGCCCGCCGCGACCCCAACAGUGGCGCCAGCUACGCCGCGAUCUCAUCUCCCCCAACCUACCAAAACCGCGACACCACUCAAAAACGCUUCUCCUCCAAAACCCUCCUUGUCUGUGAUGGCUGCCCAGACUCCGACGAGCCGUAUCAAGCCUGCGGGAGAGGAGAUGCACCCAGCGCAACAUCACGCGACGACCGCUAAGAUGCUCGAUGAGGCUCGCUGGCUGGGAUUCCAAGCCAUCCCUAGCACGGCACCACCAAAACAGUUGGGCGGCCUUGGAAUAGGAAACACUACACCUUCGAGGACUCCAGCUCCAGCUGCUAACAAGACUCAUGAUAUUGUUUCUUCUCCAGACUUUAGAUUCAGGUUCAGGUCUCCCAUCCCGGGAUUGAGCCCUCAAUCGAAUCGCAUUUUGAAUGAUGGCCGCGCCGCAAAUAGCACGGCGACACCCGGACGCGCCAUUUUUAAGGCCGACGAGUUUUCUGCUCCCGCCGAUGUCUCUCCUCGCAAGCUGGCUGUGCCCAAGGGCAAAUCGAACCGCUUUAGCGAUGUGCAUAUGGCAAACUUUAAGAAAAUGGACUCUAUCGCCAAUCACCCGUCUGCCUUUCGCGCUGAUCCAAGCCGCUUCAAGCCCGUUGGUGCUUCGCUGAAGCGCUCUCCAUCCAAGGCCGACUUGGACAAGGCGGAUACGACUCCUACAACUAAGACGCCAAACAAGCUAAAGCGCACACAGUCAAAGAUGGAUAUGAAUGAACCUUCGGUCUCCCAGCCAGCCCUGAAAUUGCAAAAGGCCACACCAAUGCCGAAGCGUGUUCAGUCGAAGCCUGAUGUAACCCCAUCGACUACUAGGCUUCCCCAGUCCACUGUGAGAUUUGUUCCGCCUGCACGAGAUAGUCGCCCUUCCACUCGUGAUGGCUCGGCUCCUACUCCAGUUCAAGAUGGACCAACUGCCAAGCGAGUAAAGCGUGUCGAGACAGAUGAUGCUGCUUCAACCCGUCCGAUUUCGCGAGAUGGAUCGACACCCUCCGGCAUUCCUACUGCGAGCCGUCCCAAGCAUUCCCGCUUUGGUCUGCCUCAAGCUGCCGCUAGGCUCAUGACACCUACCAAGUCAUCUAUGGCACGAUCUCAGAGUGCUAAGGCGAUCAAGACCACCUCGAUGAUUCCAUCAUUGGCUCAGUCGCCCUCCGUGAAGAACCUCCUGUCCCCAAUUAAUAUAGGCCAGACCAUGAAAGACGGCUUCCGCAAGACAAGCAACUCUUUACAGCGUGUUCGAUCAAUCCUGCGCACCCCAUCCCGCAAAUUCUCGGACGAUCCGUCGAAGAUUGCUGCUGGCACACACGUAACCCCGCCAGCAGGACUUGAUCUCCUCAAGGCACUUCCAAAUGUGCCCAAGACUGCACCCAUCCAAAAACAUGUCAAUUUCUCCACUAGCACUCUUGAGAGAGCUGCCCACGAUGCAUUGGGCAAAUCCCCAUCCCCAAUGAAGUUCCGAGCUGGCUCUGAGAUCCCCACAGGCGCUGUGCUUUACCCCAAGCUCACCAGUGUGGAGUAUCCUGCUUUGCCCAAUGAAGUAGACACUACGGUUGGUUCACCUUCCCGCCGACUCACAUUCGGCGGCGCAUCAGACAAUACACCUGCUAAGUUCGAUUUCAAAUCCGACAAGAACAUCGACUUCGGACCAGUCUCGGCUAGCACCAUCCGCGUGGUGCGUAAGAGCGAUGCGUCUUCCUUGACUGAUGCAAAGAAGCGCAAGGCGGACUCAUUGGAAGAGAUCUCGGACAAGGAGAAUAGUCGACCAACGGAGGAUGAAGGACGAGGAGCGAAGAGGCUCAAAGCCAGCCCUAUCAAACCGCCAAAGACCCCAUCAACCCUCAAUAAAACCCCUCGUCGUCUUCCAAAGAGUGCUGGAGGUAUCAGCCAGUCGAGGCUCGCGUUCUUGGCCACGCCUAAGCGUGCGAAGCCGUUCACCGUGGCGUCGUUCAAUAAUUUGAUCGACGACUUAAAGAAGUCUUACCACUCUCUCAAAAAUCACCCGCUACUUAGCUCCGAGUCCUCCCCACCAGGAUAUUCCAACGACGUACCGACAGACGCCUUUUCACAGAUCUACCUCAAAUUCCACGAAUUACUUCACAAUACCGGCAGCAAAGACAUCACUGCAUUCUUCACGAACCCUCGACUCAACGACCCCGCCUACCUCACCACCCUCGCUAUCCUCCUCGCCGCAAUCUUCACAACCAUGUCGUGGUUCUCUCGCACAGGCGGCAACUGGGGCGGACGCUUCUCGCCCUUCGGCCGCUCAAAUAACACUGGUGGAAACCAGGUCGGCGAUGAAGACUUCUCCUACAUAACGUCCGAAGACCUGGCGAAUGCCACGGGCAAAGGCGGGCGUCACCGCGCCUCAUCACGAGCAGCCGAGAUCGUGGACUGGGACGAUAAGGACCCAGACCGCAAGACCGACGUGCUCAUCUUCAAGAACGGCCGCACCAACUAUCCUACACAUUUCGCUGUGCAGAGCAUCCGGGACGGCAGCCUGAGGAUCGGCGACGUGCGCGAGGCCGCGGCGAAGAAGAUCGGAGUCAGCGACCCGAGCAGGAUACGCAUGUUCUUCAAGGGCAAGAACCUCAAGCACGACGAACGGACGGCGAGGGAAGAGGGCCUCCGCGGCGACGGCGCCGGCAGCGAGAUCCUCUGCGUUAUCGGCGAAGCAGGCACGGGGACCAUGGCCCCAGGCUCCGAGGACACUGGCAUGCCAGGCACUGCGCACCGCUCCUGGAGCGACGACGAAGACGAAGACGACACAGAAGACGCCAACGACUCGGGCGCAGGAGGCGGUCCGCAAUCCGGCAAGAAGAAGCCCCGAAAGCGUGGCGGCAAGAAGAACAAGAAGAAAGGCGGCGCCUCGACGGGAACAUCGACUCCAGGCCUGGGAUACUCCAACGCCAGCUCCGCCAACGCCGAAUUCCUGCCCAUCCCCUCGCACAUCGGAGGGGCCCCUCGAUCCGGCUCCGCGCCUCCCCCCAGCCGCGCACCUCCAACGCCGCAGACCCCGAUCGGCAAGCUCGACGCCAUCGCUUCCAAGUUCCAUACUGAGCUCGUGCCCUUGUGCGUCACGUUUUUGAAUAACCCGCCUGAGGAGAAGGCGAAGAGGGAGUUCGAGCACAAGAAGCUGUCUGAGACCGUCCUCGCGCAGGUGCUGCUGAAGCUCGAUGGCGUGGAGACGGAAGGUGACCCCGACGCUCGUGCUAAGAGGAAGGCGCUGGUCAAGGAGGUGCAAGGCAUGCUGAACAGCCUAGACGAAGCUGUCAAGAAGGCGUAGAGCGGGACUUGCUUGUCGUGCCAUCGUCAUCACUGUUUACCUGGCUAGAACUGUUUUGUGUGUACAAAGUACGAGGAGAAGGAGACGAACAAAGGGGGAAACCGGGGAAGCGUUAUGUGCAUGUGUCGUAUAUGUGUUCUUUUUGCUAAUCUCAACGAAGAAAGUGAGGGACUGAUGAGGAGGUGGAUUUGUUCGAUCGAUAGAUUUGUAUUGACGUACGUUGAUGUGGACUUACUUGGAAUAUACGCAAGACGAUUUGGG
This is a messenger RNA of Aaosphaeria arxii CBS 175.79, 3847 nucleotides long. RefSeq lists its product as uncharacterized. Lineage: Eukaryota; Fungi; Ascomycota; Dothideomycetes; Pleosporales. The transcript is spliced from 3 exons. Gene Ontology annotation, molecular function: protein-folding chaperone binding. Bases 98 to 3586 code for a protein of 1162 amino acids. The record is from RefSeq and is a predicted model, not a curated record.